AUGGUCAUGUACCUCCAGGAAACGCCUCAGUUUGGCAAGCACGCUUAUUAUGGCUGCUGGUGUUUUCCUGAAGGUCCUGACGAGCCAUUGAAUGGGUAUGGCGAGCCAGUCGAUGAUAUUGAUAAGACCUGCAAGAGAUUGAGCCAGUGCUAUAAAUGCGCGUCGAUGAAGUAUGGAAAGGAUAAAUGCCCAUCAAAUACGCACUACGAGUUCACCGGAAUCUACGACAGUACAACAGGAAAAAAGACGAUCGAAUGCUUGGAUCCAGAGGAAAGUUGCGCGAAAUCCCUUUGCGAAUGUGACCGAAAUCUCGCCACUAAUUUGGCCGAGCUGCAAUACGAAUGGGAGGAGAGUCUACACGCAAAAUGGGGACACUUCCAGCGAGAAAACAUUUGCAGAAUAAAAUCGUCGAAGCAAGGCUACAACUCACCUUUCAACUCGGUGGAUUUUGGCCGCUCGAGCGAUAGAGCUCAAGGAACUGGGGCCACGCCCGACGCGUGUUGUGGAGUGGAAGGACAACUAUUCCCUUACUUCAGCGAUUCUGGAAACCGAAGUUGCUGUGGCAGUAGAACUUACAAUACUGAGCUCAUGAAGUGCUGCUCUGGCAGUAGGCUCAUUUCAAUCAACAUGGUUUGCUGA
Oikopleura dioica is the source of this 639-nucleotide messenger RNA. NCBI's taxonomy places the organism in Eukaryota, Metazoa, Chordata, Appendicularia, Copelata, Oikopleuridae. The record is from the annotation of a GenBank genome assembly.